AUGAGUGAGUUUAAAGUACAUCACCAUGUCAGUGAGCUGAUGAACUUAUUGGGGUACUAUUACUGGGAAUUUGAGGAUAUUAAUAACAAUAUUUUUUUCGUUGACAGUGUUCGUUCAACAGAUACAAUAGGAGCUGAAGAUUAUACAGAAAUGUUAUUAAAGAAUACAACACCAUAUGUCACUACACAAGUAUCUGCUCAUCAAGCUAAAAGAAAGAUUGCAGAAUCGUCCAAAACACCAAUAGAAUUUCUGGCAAAAUAUGAUGAACUGAAAGGCAAGAAUGUUCGUGACUUGGAUUCUUUGGUAUUUUUACUGUCAAAAUUAGUGGAUGAACCAAAGAAUGCUAGAGAUAGAGCAAAGGAAGCAGGAUUGACCUUGACCUCUCAUGAUAAGAUAACUGGUCAGUUACCAUCACCUGGUACCAAGAUGACACCACAAGAAGUAUCAGAGAUUAAAGAUAUAUUAAUGAAAGAAGCUCAUUCCUUACCAGCAGCUACAUCUUCAGAGUUUCUACGUAAAGCUUUGAGAGAAAAACAGUUGAAACGAAAUGUCAAUAUACCAAUGCAACCAGAAUGGUUAUUUCAAAGACCAGCUUUAACAUUAGAUUUUAUGGUAGGAGUUGAUGGCCCAACAGACCAGAAUAUAGUACCAUUAGGUACAUUAACAUUAUUUCAACAAGAACAUGCUAUUAUAGAUGAUAUACUAUGUUGUAUGCAGGGAAUUGAAGGGAAAUAUAUAUUAGCCAGGGCAUUAACAGAAAGAUAUGCCUCUAAAGAAUUUAUGAUUGAUCAGAGUUUAGAUCCAUCUUUACAAGAAUUAGUUAAAAGAAUAUUACCUUUGUGUUCUAAUUAUUCUACUGUAGUUAGAUUUAUUGAAGAAAAGUCAGCAUUUGAAUAUGGAUUAGUUAACCAUGCUUUAUCCGCUGCUAUGAGAUCAUUGAUCAAGGAUUAUAUGGUUUUAGUGGCUCAACUUGAACACCAAUAUAGAACUGGAAAUCUAACUUUACAGAAGAUAUGGUUUUAUUUACAACCUACUAUGAGAACCUUAGAAAUAUUGUCAUCAGUUUCUAAUAGCGUCAAUAGAGGAGAAUGUAUUGGGGGAGCUGUAUUAAGUUUAUUACAUGAAAAAACUUGUAGUUUAAUAGGUGAUGUUAAAAGUCAAGAGCUAUGUUUAUAUCUAACUCAAUCUGCAUGUGUUCCAUAUUUUGAAAUAUUAGAAAAAUGGAUUUAUAAAGGAAUUAUCAGAGAUCCGUAUUCAGAGUUUUUGGUAGAAGAAAAUGAGACUAUACAGAAAGAAAAAUUACAAGAAGAUUACAAUGAUGCAUAUCCUUUAACAUUAAUUCAGAUGUCUCACUAUACAAUAUGUCGUGAGAGAAUACCAGUAUUUCUAGAAAUAAUGGCUGAUAAAAUAUUAAAUACAGGAAAAUAUCUUAAUGUUGUAAGGCUGUGUGGUCGUGAUGUAAAAUGUCCCCAUGCUGGUGAAGUACUAUAUACAUUGAAAGAUAAGAAAUAUUUUGAACAGAUAGAGAAAGCCUAUAACUAUGCUAGUAGAUUGUUAUUAGAUUUAUUGAUAGAAGAGAAGGAAUUGAUAGCUAGAUUAAGGUCUAUCAAACAUUAUUUCCUAUUAGAUAAAGGUGAUUUUGUGGUACAGUUUAUGGAUAUGACCGAUGAUGAAAUGAAAAAAGACAUUGACAAUAUCCUUUUUUGGGCUUUUUGGUUAUCACAUAUAAUGCCUACUAGAUUAGAAACAUUAUUAGAACUAGCUCUACGUACCAGUACAGCUAAUGUUGAUCCUUAUAAAGAUGAUCUCAAAGUAGAAUUGUUACCAUUUGAUUUAAUAACUCAGUUGUUUAAGAUAUUAACCAUUGAUACUAAGAUGGAAAAAGGUAAGCUUGAAAAAAACAUAAUAGAUCCUACAGACCUACAUUUAUCUGGGCUAGAAUCAUUUAGUUUUGAUUAUUUAGUCAAGUGGCCAUUGUCUCUUAUCUUGAAUAGAAAGGCAUUAACAAGAUAUCAGAUGUUAUUUAGACAUUUGUUUUAUUGUAAACAUGUAGAACGACAACUUUGUAGUGUAUGGAUAGGAUACAAAUCAGCUAAAAUGUACACACUUCAAUCUGCUAGAUGGUAUUCAUCAGGAUUUGCUCUACGCCAACGCAUGCUGAAUUUUGUCCAGAAUUUUGAAUACUACAUGAUGUUUGAAGUUAUAGAACCUAAUUGGCAUGUCUUCAUGGGAAAUAUGGAAACAGUCUCUAAUGUUGAUGAUGUAUUAAAUUAUCAUACAGAUUUCCUCAAUAAUUGUUUAAAAGACUGUAUGUUAACUAAUCCUGACUUGUUAAAAAUAGUUCAUAAAUUAAUGAUGGUUUGUGUCUCAUUCUCCAACUAUCUUCAGAGAUUAAAUGAAAGUACAUCAGUAGAAUUAGAAGUCAAUAAAUUAACAUCACAGAAUACAUUACAAGCUGCUGCUUCAGCUAAAGACAGAAAAGCUGAUACAGAGAAAAUUAAAUUGACUACUAAGGUUGUAUCAGAGCAUAUAGACCAAGUUGUAGCCAGUGAGAAUUUUGAGAGAACUAUAGCUAAUUUUGAUAGUAAUUUUAGUAAAUUAUUGUUAGAAUUAUUAGAUAAAAUAAUGGAUUUUAGUAGUACUAAUUAUGGUCACAAACUCUUCAACAUUCUCUACAGAUUAGAUUUUAAUGGAUUCUAUACUGAGAAAUUAGAAGCUGUAUCUGGUGAGAAAGAGAAAUCUAAAUUUGAUACAUCAGUUAGUUCUGAUAGUAGUAAGUAUAAUAGUUGA
Molecule: messenger RNA, 2790 nt
Organism: Lottia gigantea (owl limpet)
Lineage: Eukaryota; Metazoa; Mollusca; Gastropoda; Lottiidae
Exons: 30
Coding region: 1-2790 (929 amino acids)
Biological process (GO): spindle assembly; cytoplasmic microtubule organization; meiotic cell cycle
Cellular component (GO): spindle pole; centrosome; equatorial microtubule organizing center
Molecular function (GO): gamma-tubulin binding; microtubule minus-end binding
Source: RefSeq, a predicted model, not a curated record